AUGAAACUCCUCUUAAGUUACGUGAUUCUGUCGGCGUUUGCAGUAUUCUUUGUGGUGAUGAGUUUCGUUUCGAAAACUCUGGUACAGGAAUAUUUACAGGUGAAAGCCUCCAGCUGGUCAGAAUGGACGGAUAAGCCUGGCUCGAGGUGCAACGACACCUGCGGGGCUUACGGGCGAGUCGCGCAGGUCAGAACUUGCCAAGGGGGCAAUUCCAAGGACUGCCAGUCAGUUUCCCGCCCAGUUUUCGAGUGUCUGUUCUCUCACCGGCGAAAGUCAGCCUGGGAACGCCAGAAUGAUCCCUCUAGAGGCAAACUCAAAUGGAGGUUCCUCUCUGAGGCCUGCCCCUAUAGGGGUCACUAAAGCUUGCAAAAAUGGUCUUUAUAGGGGACAUUAUAUUCGAUUGUUGUUAUGGACUCUAUGCGAAAAACUAGAAAAAUAACUUUUGUUAAUCAAAUUGAAUAAUCCCUAUAGGGGCCACUUAAGCCUUAGGGUCUAAGGGGUCAGAGCCGAUACCUCUAUAAAGACCACCUUUAUUUUACCCCUAUAAAGACCCCUAGGGGAAACCUUAAAGCUCUUGAAGGUUCCUCUCUGGGGGCUAGUUCACCUCCCCUAUAGGGGCCACUAAAGCUCACAAAAAUGGUCUCUAUAGGGGACAUCAUGUUCGGUUUUUAUUAUGGACUCUAUGCGUAAAACUAGAAAAAUAAUCUUUUUCAAAUCAAAUUGAAUAAUACCUAUAGGGGCCUCUUAAGCUAUAGGGUCUAAGGGGUCAGACCCUGAACCUCUAUAGAGAGCAUAUUUCUUUUACCCCUAUAGGGACCACUUUUUCGGUCUCUAUAAAGGUUGCUACUAACCUCUGUAGGGACCACUAUAAGGUUCCUAAGAAACGCGAAAAGAGCGCGUUAAAGAAAGAGGGCGCAGAAAAGUCCAGGACAAUUUUUUUUAAGAAGCUAAAGAAUACAUUCCAGAGGCGAAAGUGAACGACUAGCCGCUUGCAACUUCAAAGUUUGCUUUUUUCCCCGUUCGUCUUGCGCUCCUGGCUUGAAGCCCAAGGUCACGAAGAAUGAGUUCACCUGCAUUCCCCGUGAUUGA
This is a messenger RNA of Caenorhabditis auriculariae, 1089 nucleotides long. NCBI's taxonomy places the organism in Eukaryota, Metazoa, Nematoda, Chromadorea, Rhabditida, Rhabditidae. The record is from the annotation of a GenBank genome assembly.